Molecule: messenger RNA, 2985 nt
Organism: Manacus vitellinus (golden-collared manakin)
Lineage: Eukaryota; Metazoa; Chordata; Aves; Passeriformes; Pipridae
Exons: 9
Coding region: 1-2646 (881 amino acids)
Biological process (GO): regulation of translational fidelity
Cellular component (GO): cytoplasm
Molecular function (GO): nucleotidyltransferase activity; tRNA binding; double-stranded RNA binding
Source: RefSeq, a predicted model, not a curated record
AUGGCGGGGUUCGCCGCCGUCUUCUACAGCGAGCCGGCCGUGCUGGGGCUCCUGGGCAACGUGGUCAGCGCCUUCCUGCUCUGCCUGCAGAACUUCGCCGUGGCUCAGAGCGGCCUCAGGCCGAGAGGGGCAGAGGACAUCCUGGCAGGCAGGAAGAGAGGGGAAGGCAGAGGCCCCAGGGCUGCUCAUGGGAAGGCUGUGGGGCCUGCUUCCUGCAGCUCAAGCCCUUUUGUGGUUUGCCUCACACCUGACCACUUCACAUGUCCCUCAGGUGUCCACCUCGUCCUGAUUGGAGGCUUCGUCCAGCUCCUGGCAGGAUUCCUCGCCUUCCGCAAGUACGACCACCUUGGGGGCGCGGCCUUCCUCACCUUCUCCGCCCUGUGGAGCAGCUACGGGGCCACACGGAUCGUGUCAGCUGCCUACCCCUCCCCACAGAACACCACCCUGCCCGUGGGGAACGGCAGCCACCUCCUGCCCCUCGGCGCGGCCCAGCUCUCCACCAGCCAGAGCGCGGUGGCCGGGCUGGUGGCCUACAUCUCCAUCUCCUUCGUCCUCUGCUUCUGCUCGGCCACCGUCAACUACGUCAUGCCCUUCAUAUUCGGGGCCCUCGCCCUCGCCCUGGUGUUCGAGGCGGUCGCCCUGUUCUGCCAGUGGGCCCUGGUGGUGUCGGGGGCCAUCGAGCUGGUCAUUGUCACCUGCGGGUUGUACGGGGCGGUGGCUCUGCUCCUCAAGGGCAUCACGCAGCGCUACGUCCUUCCAGGCUUUGGGCAUCCCCUCUUCAAUGUCCUGCUCUUGGGGUCAGCACAGAAAAGCUCCUCCAAGGCCAUCGGGGAGGAAAAGAAAAAGAACACAAAGUAUGCCGAGCCGAUGGCCCUGGGCAACAUCUGCGACACGGUGUCGCCCUUUAUCUUCGCCUUUUACUUCUUUGGCUACGUGAAGACCUUCUGUGUCGGGGCGGUGUGGAUCUCCAUCAUCUCCAGCUGCCAGCUGCUCUCCAGCUUCUACAGCUACCUCCGAGGUGACGCCUACCACACAACCAAGUUUGGUGUCCACAGCCUCUACUGGCUGGUGAUGUCUUGGGAAGAGUUCAUCCUCACCGCCUUCCUUGGGCUGCCCCGGGCUCAGGAGAGCAGGCUGGGAAUGUUUGGAGGGUGGUUCUUCCUGGCCACCGCCUGCACGCUGUUCCUGAUGUCCACCCACAAAGACACCCUGGAGACGCUGCAAAACGCCUCCUUCGUCAUCCUCACCACGGCCUUCAUCCAUCAGAUCCCGCUGCCCGGCGCUCAGCCCCUCCUGGGCACCGCCUGCAGCCUCUGCACGGCCCUGUCCCUGUACGCCACCUUCGCCAGCCUCAUCAACUCCAUCGGGGAGAAGGCCCUGAUCCCGGUGGGCGCCCAGGCCGUGUCCAGCUCGGCUCUCCAAACCGCGCUGGUGGCCCUCAAAGCCCUCCUCACGAGCACCAAGGAGCUCCCCGGCGGCACCGGCGCCGCCGUGCCCGACGCCUUGUUCUACAUCUGCAACGGCCUGGCCGCGGCCUCUGCCAUCCAGGGCGGCCUGGGGGACCCCGGCAGGCAGCAGCUCUCCAUCCCCUCCGUGCUCAUCCCGGGGGCCGUGGGGCAGCUCUACGUGUGCAGGAUCCAGGCCUGGGGAGGGAGGAGGUUUGGCUCCGUCCUCCCGUUCUGCUACGCUGCCUUCUGGGCGGCCUGGGCGUGGCUGCGCCUGGCAGCUUCCUCUUUUAACGUGGUGCUGCUCUGUGUGACCCUUGCAAUGGAGCUCUUGAGCAUCUGUUUUCUGCUCUUUACAUUGGAGAGCCUCCCUUUGCCAUUUGAAAUUGUGGUGUUGAGCAUCUUCAGCAUCCUCUGCUUCUACGGAGCAACAGCAUCGCUGGCAAACUGCAUGUUUGGGAAGGACCUCCUGAUGAUGGGACCUCCUCUGUUCACAGCCGGGAGCUCCAAGAAGGACACCCAGGACCCCCCACCCUGUGUGUGCCCCCAGUCCCACUGCACGAGUGGCCUGAGGACCAUCGCGGAGCUGCUGAACACGGGGGCCGUGUGUGGGGUCCCCACGGACACCGUGUAUGCCCUGGCAGCCUCCUGCAAACACCCCCAAGCCAUCGAGAAGGUCUACAGGAUCAAGGACAGGCCUCAGGAGAAGCCCAUCUGCAUCUUCAUUUCAAACCUGGACCAGCUGCGAGCAGCUGCUCCCCCCAUCAGCCCCUUGCUCUGGGAAUUCAUGGAAAAUGUUUACCCUGGUGGCGUCGGCUGCAUUAUCCAGAAAGGAGAGUGGCUGAAGAAGUUGGGGGUCGGAGCAGGCUACAGCAGGGUGGGAACUCAAGACAGCAUCAUGAUCAGAGUCCCUGACCUGACAGUCCUGGUGCACCUCAUCGACAUGACGGGGCCCUUGGCCAUCACGUCGGCGAACCCCAGCGGGGAGGUGGACAGCACACACCACGACAUGGUCAUCUCGCGUCUCGGCCAUAAGCUGGAGGGUGUUCUCUGUGAUGGAGAAUCUGAUGAGGUGGUGGCAUCCACUGUGGUCAACUGCACAAAGAUUGAUGAAAGUGGCAUCACCAUCGUGCGGGAAGGCUGCAUCCCAGCAGGAAAAGUGAUGCAGAUCUUUGAGAGAGUGAAGAACAGAGUGCUCUGAACCAAAGGAACCUUCCCCUGAGCCAAGGAACAGCAUCUGUCCCAUGCCUUGCUGGAGCACACGGCCUUGGGAGAGCCAUUCCUUCUCCUACCAAGCUCUUACCUCCUUGGGAACAGCAGCACUUCCCCACCUGCUGCCUCUCCUGGGAGCUUUCUGCGGUGAUUUCUUGUUUAUCCUCAGUAAGUGCCUGGAACCGCUGGGACACCUGCCCAUGGAAUGCCAGCAGGAGCAGGAGUGAUGCUUUACUGCAGGAAUUCCCAGUGUUUCCAAAGUGCAGUGGACUGUGAAGGCCCUGGCUACUUGUGUAUCCCCUUCCACAACACUCAGAUCUGUGUAUUU